UACCGUCUUCUAGAAACUUUCAUUUAUGUCUCCAUUGUUAAGUGCGAUAACUAGCGUGUGACAGGUUUUUUUUUUUUUAUGUUUUCUUUUUUGGAUGUAUCUAAUGGUAAUUAAGAAAGAAGUAAUAGAAGAGCUUGAGGCUUGGAAUUGUAACAGUGCGGUUGGGAAGCCUUAACAAAGCAAGACUGCUGUCUACAGUGUGAUAUUAGGAUUCCCUUAAUCCACACGUACUCGUACCCUGUGAGUCACAACUUCUGGACAUUGGGAAUCCAUCCCAGACACCCCACUUCCUGUGUGCAUUGAAUGUUACACAACGAAGACAGACACAUCGGUGAUAAAUACUGUGAAGAAAAUAAAAAUGUGCUGGCGGGCGUUUUUUAACAUUUUUCUGUUUUCCAGACCAAAGGGUUUAGAUUGUGACUAGAUAGGAAAGGAUACAAUGAGUUGUUAAAUGACGUUGAAACAGUUAUGAAGAAACGACGUGUUUAUGAUGGAGUAAUCCAUACUUUAAUAAAACAUCAAAUACCAACCGUCCUGGCCUGCCUAGUGACUAACUUCAAACUAUCAGAACUCUAAGUGGUCCUUAAAGGAUUUGUUUCAGGCGUUUUGUAUCACUUUAAUUUUGGCCUGUAUUCAGAAAGUUACUUCCUCACCGGAAAGUAACUAAAUUUCAGUGGCUUUAAUCGCUCCCCAAACUGACAAAACUGAAUUCUAUCAACCAUGGUUAAGAACCCCUGUGCAAGAAUAAUUAGGAUGCUACUUUGAAAGAGCUGGGGAUGAUGUUUUCUCUUGUGACACCUGAAGCCACAGACCUAAAAACCCAGGAAAAAUAGAAAUGAAGGUACAUAUACACACGAAAUUCUGCCUCAUUUGUUUGCUGACAUUUGUUUUCCAUCAUUGCAACCACUGCCAUGAAGACCAUGACCAUGGCCCUGAGGAGCUUCACAGACACCAUCGUGGGAUGACAGAGGCAGAGUCCAGCAGAUUUUCAGUUCAGGAUGCUGAAAAUGAAAAAAAGUAUUAUAUUGAAAAACUUUUUGACCGUUAUGGUGAAAAUGGAAGAUUAUCAUUUUUUGGUCUGGAGAAACUUUUAACAAACUUGGGCCUUGGAGAGAUCAAAGUCGUUGAGAUUAAUCAUGAGGACCUUGGCCAUGAUCAUGUUUCUCACUUAGACAUUCUGGCAGUUCAAGAAGGAAAGCAUUUUCAUUCCCACAACCACCAGCAUUUCCACAAUCAUUUAAAUUCUGAAAACCAUACCACGACCAGCAUACUAUCAAAAAGAAACCACAAAUGUGAUCCAGAGAAAGAGGCAGCUGAAGUACUCAUCAAAUCUGAUGAGAAACACCUGCAUGAUCACACUCACCGUUUACAUCAUCGCCAUCGUUCACAUCAUCACCUGGAUCAUAACACAACUCGGCGUGUUCACAAUGAUUCUGUCACUCACAGUGAACAUGGGGAGCCUGGUCACGGACCUUCAACAGAGACAAAUAAAACACAAGAACAGUCUGAAGUUAAGUCGCUGAAGGUCAGGAGGAAGGAAAAAGGGAAGAGAAAAAAAGAAAACUCUGAAGUUAACACACCAGGUUUCCUCCCCAGCCAUGAUCACAGUGAACAAUAUGAGCAUAAUCGGGUUCACAAACUUGACCGUGUACAUAGCCCAGGUCAUCCUCAUGUACAUCUUCCUGAGCGUGAUGGUCAUGAUCUUGGUCAUGGACACCAAGAUCUUGAUCCUAAUAAUGAAGGUGAACUUCGACAUACUAGAAAACGAGAAGCACCACAUGUUAAAAAAAGUGCAAUUUAUUCCACUCCUAGCCACAAAGACCAUAAUGAAGAAGACCGCCAACAUGAAUGUUUGAACGUCACCCAGUUGUUAAAACACUUUGGUCUCGGUGCCAAUUCUCCCAUCUCACCUGAUCUAUUUACGUACCUUUGCCCUGCAUUGCUGUAUCAGAUUGACAGCAGACUUUGUAUUGAGCAUUUUGACAAACUUUUAGUUGAAGAUUUAAAUAAGGAUAAAACUCUGGUUCCUGAAGAUAAAGCAAAUAUAGGGGCAUCAGCAUGGAUCUGUGGCAUCAUUUCUAUCACCGUCAUUAGCCUGCUUUCCUUGCUGGGCGUAAUUUUGGUUCCCAUCAUCAACCAAGGAUGCUUCAAAUUCCUUCUCACGUUCCUUGUUGCAUUAGCUGUAGGGACAAUGAGUGGAGAUGCCCUUCUUCAUCUACUGCCCCAUUCUCAGGGUGGACAUGACCACAGUCACCAGCAUGCACAUGGACAUGGUCAUUCUCAUGGACAUGAAUCUAAGAAGUUCUUGGAAGAAUAUGAUGCUGUGUUGAAAGGACUUGUUGCCCUAGGAGGCAUUUACUUACUGUUCAUCAUCGAGCACUGCAUCCGAAUGUUUAAGCACUACAAGCAACAAAGAGGAAAACAGAAAUGGUUUAUGAAACAGAGCACAGAAGAAUCAACUAUUGGAAGAAAACUUUCAGAUCAUAAGUUAAACAGCACACCGGAUGCCGACUGGCUCCAACUCAAGCCCCUUGCUGGAACUGAUGAUUCAGUUGUUUCUGAAGACCGACUCAACGAGACUGAACUGACGGAUUUAGAAGGCCAACAAGAAUCCCCUCCUAAAACUUACCUGAGUGUAGAGGAGGAGAAAAUCAUGGACCAUUCUCAGAGUGAUGGACUGCACACCAUUCAUGAGCAUGAGAUCCAUGCCCCUUCACAUAACCACCAUGACGAGGAAAAAGCUGUGCUGAGGAAGCAUAACCACCAGUGGCACCACAAACACUCGCAUCACUCGCAUGGCCCCUGCCACUCUGGCUCAGAUCUGAAAGAAACAGGAAUAGCCAAUAUAGCCUGGAUGGUGAUCAUGGGGGAUGGCAUCCACAACUUCAGUGACGGACUAGCCAUUGGGGCAGCUUUUAGUGCUGGGUUGACUGGAGGAAUCAGUACUUCGAUAGCCGUCUUCUGUCAUGAACUGCCACAUGAAUUAGGUGAUUUUGCAGUUCUUCUGAAAGCAGGCAUGACUGUAAAGCAAGCAAUUGUGUACAACCUGCUGUCUGCCAUGAUGGCUUACAUUGGAAUGCUCAUUGGCACAGCCGUUGGUCAGUAUGCCAACAACAUCACACUCUGGAUCUUCGCAAUCACGGCAGGCAUGUUCCUCUAUGUGGCCUUGGUGGACAUGCUCCCAGAGAUGCUGCAUGGAGACGGAGAUGAUGAAGAGCAUGGCUUUUGUCCAGUUGGGCAGUUCAUUCUUCAGAAUUUAGGACUGUUGUUCGGAUUUGCCAUCAUGCUGGUGAUCGCCCUCUAUGAAGACAAAAUUGUGUUUGACAUCCAGUUCUGACCAUUCCCAGUUUGACUGCGAGAAUGUUCGUGCAGCUUGCCUCUGUUCCUUGUCCUGUAUGCACAUUGCUCAGGGAAUUCAGUGGCCUGCACUACUACUCACAGGUUCCGUAGAGUUGAGCCUAACCACAAAAGACUGGUGCUCAGUGCUGUUUUCUCUGCAUGAAUGGGUCUUUUAACAACAAAGUUUGUGAUAAAGACAGGAGAAAAUGGGACUCCAUGAACCAAUGUUGAUAGACGUUUAAGACUUUUAAAAAAAGAGAGAAUCAUAUAAAACACUAGUCUUCUUAUUAGUAGAAACUUCUGUGGCUAUGCAGAAAUAGAAAUUAAACCAAAAAAAUCAUUUAAACUUUAAAACUAUUUUAAAUGGACUUUGAGCAGACAUUCUUGUGUGUAUGCUAAGAAUGAAUUUUAGUGCCCUUUAAUUCAGCUACAUAUAUACAUAUGAGAUUAGUAGGAAUCAACUUGACACAACUUUGAAACUGUAUAAAGUCGACUUUAGGAACUAGAGGGAAGCCCAGGCUGCAUUAGAUAUGGAUUUAGCAUUGGGAAAAGCCCUUAUUCUUGAAUCUAGAGUUACUAUUUUUGUAUAUAUUUGCAUAGUGUCCAAACUUGCAGCCUAAACUACUGAAAUUUGUGAUUGUAUGUUUGUGUGAACUUCAGUUUAAUGAAAGAUUCUUAAUGGUUCUUUGCAUUACUCUACUUGGUAUUGGGGUUAUUUUCUUUUUUAACUUUUUAUUUGUGGGGGUGAGUCAGAGCAUGUAGUCAGAUACCUUUUUCUUAAAAUUACCAUUCUAAAAACUAUCAAAGAUGUGGCAUUCCAUUUCCCUAGUACCAACUGGGUUAAUUGAAAAGUUUCAGUUCCGAGUGUUCACAUUACUUUCCCAGUUUGGCACCGGAACUCAGAGCACAUGCUGUGGCUGGCAGUAAAAGCCAAGAGUGCCAUGCCCAUUGUCUGUAUAUAGAAUGUCGGCUAAACAGUUACUGCACUGGAACCAUGGUUACUGUGGUACCAAGUACAUAACUAAGCCAAAUCAUUUAUCAUUUUGUGCCAAGAUACAAUGUUGGUGCCUGAUACAGAACAGUCUAUGUUUGGGUGCCUGCUCUUACACCACUGGUCAAGUGAUAUGUGAGAAGUGUAAGUCAUGUUUAGCCUGAAUUGUGACUCAGUAACUUUGUAGACUAGUCAUGUGCACAUAGCUCUGUUUAUACCUCAUGCCACUCGCUCUUCACUUAUGCAAGUAAACUGUGUGGACUGUGUGCAGCUAGCUUUAUUUUAACUGCUUGGCAGCCAGAAUAGCCCUUGGGAAAAAAAAUACUGUAAGAGCCAAACCCUGACCAUUCCAUUUUUAAUGUCUCCAUCUAGUCCUUUCCCUGGUUCUUUUCCUCUUACUCUGAAUUUUUUAAGACGAAACAAAAAUUUGAGAGCAGUACGUGCAUCUGGUGUGAGCAGAUAAUCGCCAGUAUUUCUUCGUUAUGUUUUAAGCAAGGAACUUUAGGUGUUAUUACUCCUAUCAUUUGUGCUUGAACCAGAACAGUUGUCUAGGCAGAGGCUUUCACCUCAUUGCUUGGCCCUUUGAGCAACCUUGCUGAAAGGUGCUUGCAUACUGAAUUCUCCCAAGUCCAAGUAACUUGGAUAUUUUGCUUUCAAAACCAAGAUGCUUUUAUAGUUCAUUUUUGAGUUUUACAGCCAAGAAGGAUUGUGCAUUCCAGAAUCAGAUCUGUUUUAUUUAAAACAUCAGCUGGAAUAUACUCCCAUUCUAGAAGGCCUCAUUUAAAGCUGAUCGGUUAUGCUUACAGUAUAUAAAGUUUGUCUUUAUUUGGUAGAUCUUCUUAACUGUUUAGUGAGCUUUAACAGUUGCUGCUAGUAUUUUGAUAGGGUUCCACCAGUAUUUAGUCUUUACACCAUUUUAAUGUAUAGUUUCAGGUCUCACUAGACAAUCCUAAUUCCACUACAUUUCUGUUUGGCUCCAACAUUCCACUUAGCUUGACCAGUCUAGUUUUAACAUAUGCUUGUUGGAGGUCACCAAUGUUACUGUACAAUGCUGUCACCAGGUGACAUCCAUGUGGACUUUGGUGUUGUAUCACAUUGCAUUCACCAAUCAGCUGUGAUGAUGCUUGGAAAUACUAUAGUAACUAGAUGCAGUGUGAACCUUUUUCAUUAACAGUGAGUCAGUGGCUUAAGUGUGAUUAUGCUCCUGCAAGGUGACACUUGCUAAAAUAUCUAAACAUUUUUUGUUGUUGUAACUGAAUCAUUUUUUUUUAAAUUUAUAAAGCUGGAAGUGAUCAAAUGCUGUUUUUUCAUUGUCAACAGUGGUGUGUCAUUUUAUAUAUAUGUUCCUAAUGCUUACGGAACUCUCCCAAAAUAAAGUUAUUCAGAAAGAGAAA
Phodopus roborovskii (desert hamster) is the source of this 5724-nucleotide messenger RNA. RefSeq names its product solute carrier family 39 member 10 (gene Slc39a10). Gene Ontology annotation, molecular function: zinc ion transmembrane transporter activity. Gene Ontology annotation, cellular component: membrane. The transcript is spliced from 10 exons. NCBI's taxonomy places the organism in Eukaryota, Metazoa, Chordata, Mammalia, Rodentia, Cricetidae. Gene Ontology annotation, biological process: intracellular zinc ion homeostasis; positive regulation of B cell receptor signaling pathway; zinc ion import across plasma membrane. The record is from RefSeq and is a predicted model, not a curated record. Bases 836 to 3337 code for a protein of 833 amino acids.